AUGUCUGACAAUGCGAUCGACAAAAUGAGCCCUGAAGAUCGUUGUAAUCCGGUGAAAGCAGUGAAAAUUGGUUAUGUGGAAAUAUGUCGGGAAAUCGGCCGAGCUCAUCGUCGGCUCCCUGCUAAAAGUUUAAUUGCUAUGAAUAGAGUUACCAAGUUCUAUCAAUCAGAAGCUAACGAAAUCCUCAAAGAGUGCAGCAAACUAGAUCGAAUGUUGAUACGAAGAAAUAAUCCAGAAGCCGAAACUGAGAGUAAUUCGACGGUGUCAAUCGAAGAAAUUAUGUCUGGGAUAAAAUCGGCUCGAAAAGAAUCUUAUGUUAGUGAAAAAUCGGCUUCAGAAGAUCCUUCAAAGUUGAACGAUGCGACAAUCGAUGAUGAAGAAUUUUCUACUGAAACAAACCCUGGUAACAAUAUUGACGCUGCCGGAUAUGAAAUUAUAACUUCAACUCCACGCAAUUCUUCAAAACAGAAGACUACAAAUUCAAAUGGGUCAAGGAAGAGAACAAGAACAUUUUCGCGUGCAAUUAGCACACAGACGGAAGAAGACCCACAACCUUCCUCAAGUCGCCAGCGCAUACAAAAGCCUCUACUACCUUCUCUUCCAUUUGGGCAACUUAUUGUCUUGGAUAAGAAUGGAACUCCAUGUAAACUUGUCAUUAUGUCAAUAAACCCAAACUACUAUACUAAUUUUAAUAAAUAG
Molecule: messenger RNA, 699 nt
Organism: Pieris macdunnoughi
Lineage: Eukaryota; Metazoa; Arthropoda; Insecta; Lepidoptera; Pieridae
Source: the annotation of a GenBank genome assembly